This is a messenger RNA of Podospora bellae-mahoneyi, 1757 nucleotides long. RefSeq lists its product as uncharacterized. Lineage: Eukaryota; Fungi; Ascomycota; Sordariomycetes; Sordariales; Podosporaceae. The record is from RefSeq and is a predicted model, not a curated record. The coding region runs from base 77 to 670 and encodes 197 amino acids. The transcript is spliced from 3 exons. Gene Ontology annotation, cellular component: dynactin complex.
GCCAAAUCCCAAACCCUGGAACCCAAACAUCAACAUUCCUGUCAAAUACCAAGAUACACCUCCAGCAGCAGCCAACAUGUCGCGUCGUCCGCCGAGAGGAGAAUACAUUGAGACCGACACGGGCAACAAGGUCGCUCGCAAAGCUACCCUCGUCGGUACCCAAAACAUUAUGCUCGGUGGAAAGACAGUCAUCCAGCCCGAAGUCAUGAUCCGUGGCGACCUGGUCCGAUCGAUCCAAUCCUCCAGCAGCAGCAGCAGCGGAACACCGAACAACACGGCUGUAGCAAUUGGCCGCUAUUGUUUCCUCAGCCGAGCCUCGUGUUUACGCCCGCCAGGCCGAUUCUAUAAGGGUGCUUUCACAUACAUGCCCCUACGGAUGGGUGACCACGUCUUUGUCGGGCCCUCGUCUGUUAUCCAAGCCGCGUCGAUCGGAAGCCACGUACACAUCGGAGCGAGAGUGGUGGUGGGCGAGUUUGCCAUUAUCAAAGAUUACGUACGGGUGCUGGACGAAACUGUCAUUCCGCCCAACAUGGUCAUCCCAAGCUUCUCCAUUGUGGCAGGACAGCCGGCAAGAGUGAUUGGAGAAGUGCCAGAAGGCGGCCACGAGGCGUUUGAGCUGAGAGAUUUGUACAAAACAGUUGGCAACAACCCACAGCCGCCCGCGUCCUGAAACGCCAGACCCGAAUUACCAGUUGACGAUUUACGGUUUAUUACGAUUUACGACUAGAGACAGAGAAGUGUAUUAUUGGUGCAAGACAGAAGCAAUCAGUUCGGGAUAGUGGAAAGCUUGUGAUCUGUAACACCAGGCUUCUCCAGUUACAACCAGCUCUUUGCGUUGUCCGCCAGACUCUCUUUCAGCUUGCGCCAUUCGCCAUUCCGGCUCAGUCUGCUCAGCAGCUCCUUGCCAACAGCCGUGUCGGCCACUGUAUGGUCUUCACCAUAGUUCUCAACCUGGGCCAUCUUGUCGGCGUGCCGGGAAAUAUAGCAUCUCGCCCAUCUGGUAAAAGCCGUACCUGUCCCAAAAGGCAUAGAUGAGCUGCUUGUCAACAGCAGUAGAGGAAAACCUACGAGGUUGCAUCAUACUCAGAAUGCACACGUGUGCAUUCUCCAGACCCAAUGCACCAUCCCCGCCGUCGACAGGAUGCCCUGGUUCUUUGGGUCCAGGCACGGCCAGAUCACCUUAUCCAACAACAGGGUGUUGAACGUGAAAGGCAGCUUCUCUUCUCCUCCACCCAGCGCCAAAUCCUUUGCUCGAUCAGCGUCUUCAUGGCCAUGAACCCAGCCAUACCCUUCUCGCUGGGACCGGCAUGCUUGCCCUUUGACAGCUUGACAGCCUCCAUAUUCUAGGGGUUUUGGUCCAACGUCGUUGCUCUUUGCAACCGAGGUUUCCAGGCCGCCGGUCCGCAAGCUUCGGGCAUCUGGGUCUUGACUCGUUGGUCGAGCAUACCGUCGGGCGUUGCAUAAGUGUGGGAGGUUGAGAUGCAUGUCCGAGACUUGGGCAUCAUCGGCUAUGAUUUCAGUCCUCACCCUUUCUCGUGGCACCGGGCUCCACAUACAUGCAUUCGCCUCUUCUCCGCCGCAGGCGCAAGAUGCGUUUGAGUGUCACCAGGUGGGAGAGCCUGGCUAUUUCCCUGUGUUUUGACAAAGGCAUUGUUGUCAGCGCCGAAUGGUAAGAUAACAAAUCGACUUAACAAAGAACCUGCUGAGGCAGACCCACUGUCCCCCUGAACACCUUUGCAGUUGUUCGUGGAACAUCA